Messenger RNA from Hemibagrus wyckioides, 2850 nucleotides. Its product is annotated as inter-alpha-trypsin inhibitor heavy chain H3-like. The record is from RefSeq and is a predicted model, not a curated record. The transcript has 23 exons. Bases 78 to 2762 code for a protein of 894 amino acids. Lineage: Eukaryota; Metazoa; Chordata; Actinopteri; Siluriformes; Bagridae.
CCAAUAACAGAUCUGGUGGGGGUUGUUAUUAAGGUUGUGUGUUGUGUGUAAGACCUCAGUCCGGUUUGAGUCGCACAAUGGAGCGAGCCACAAUCAGAUUAACUCUCUUGAGUCUCUUGCUUAUCUGUGUCAUUUCUACCCCAAUCAAGAAGCCACGGGAUGUUGACAUCUACAGCUUCCACAUCAAUUCUACAGUAAACAGCCGCUACGCCAUUACAGUCAUCACAAGCCGUGUGGCGAACCGGCUCAGUGAGUCCAAAGAGAUUCAUUUCCAGGUCAAGAUACCAAAAAAUGCUUUCAUCAGCAAAUUCAGGAUGACCAUAGAAGGAAAGACAUAUGAUGGAGUUGUGAAGAAGAAAGAAGAGGCACAGCAGCAGUACAGUGCGGCAGUAUCCCGAGGAGAAAGUGCCGGAAUUGUCGGCUCGGUAGGACGGACCCUGGAGGAGUUUAAAACCUCAGUGACGGUGGCAGCUCUCAGUAAGGUGACCUUUGAACUCACCUAUGAGGAGCUGCUAAAGCGAAGACUUGGCAAAUACAAGUUACAAAUCAAUGCCCAACCAAUGCAGCCUGUGGCAGAUUUCAAGAUUGAUGUGUAUAUUAAUGAGAAUCCAGGAAUUUCCUUCCUGGAGGUACAAGGAGGGCUGAAAACUCAGGAGCUGUUUAAUGCUGUAAUCAGUACUCUAGCUGACUCUACCAAAGAGGCAUGGGUGAACUUUUACCCCACUCGCGAGCAGCAAACAAAGUGUGAAGGUUGUGGAGAAAAUGGAUUAAAUGGAGACUUGCUCAUAGAGUAUGAUGUGAAGAGACCAAAACAGAAUGGAGAACUGAGGGCAUCAAAUGGCUAUUUCGUCCACUACUUUGCACCCACAGAUAUUCAGCAAAUCCCAAAAAAUAUGGUCUUUAUUAUAGACAGAAGUGGCUCUAUGCACGGCAGAAAAAUUAAUCAGACUCGUACGGCAAUGUUGAAGAUUUUGGAAGAUCUUGGUCAGGAUGACUACUUUGGCCUAAUCAUCUUUGACUCUGAAGUAGAUGUCUGGAAAGCGGAACUUCUCCAAGCCACAAAACAGAAUCUGAAGCAAGCAAAGGACUUUGUGAAGAACAUUAAAGAUCGAGGAGCCACAGAUAUCAAUGCUGCAGUGCUGAAGGGGGUGGACAUGAUCAAGAGAUACCCCAGAGAGGGCUCUGCCUCCAUCCUCAUCCUGCUUACUGAUGGAGACCCCACUUCAGGUGAAACAAACACCGAAAGAAUUCAGGCCAAUGUCAAAGCGGUCAUUGGUGGUAAAUUUCCACUUUACUGUCUGGGGUUUGGAUUUGAUGUAAACUUUGAUUUUUUGGAGAAAAUGGCACUGGAAAAUGAUGGAGUUGCUCGCAGGAUCUAUGAGGACUCGGAUGCUGACCUCCAGCUGCAGGGUUUCUAUGAAGAAGUGGCCACCACACUGUUAACUGAUGUCCAACUGAAAUAUCCUGGAGGAGCAAAUCUCACCCAGACCAGUUUCAGGCAGUAUUAUAAUGGCUCAGAGAUCGUGGUGGCUGGGCAAAUCACAGACAACAGCCUGGAAACUUUACAAACCGAGGUCAUCGCAAUCUCGAAAAACACAAAUGUAACAUACCAGGACUCCAUAUCAACAAAAGAUGUCACUGAUAUCUUACCACAACAUGAAAACUUCAUCCAGAGACUGUGGGCUUAUCUUACAGUGAAACAGCUCCUGGAGAAAGAAGUGGCACUCAAAGGAAAUGAGAAAGAAGCAGCCCAGAAAAAAGCUCUGGACCUCUCUCUGAAAUAUGAAUUUGUGACUCCACUCACCUCCAUGGUGGUCACUAAGCCACAGGAAGAAGAGACACAGGUUGCCCACAAACCAAAAGAAGGGGCAAAACCACCCAAAAUGCAUCAUGGACUGAUGGCGUACUUGACUCCAUAUAGUGUCGGGAUUCCCAAGUCAAGCUACCUAGUUCAUACAGACGUACAAAUUUCCCCAGAUCCAUUUGAACCAGGUCUAUUAGCACCAAGAAGACGUCAACCAAGACCACCUUACUUUCUACAUGCACACUAUGAUGAACCAAAUUCAGACUAUGACACAUCAGGUUCAGUAGAGAGAAUGGACCCUUUAAAACCAGUUCCCAGGCCAACGUUCAUUACCCAAACUGCAGUCAUCCAAACAGUGGGUAAUGUGAGGUUCUUAAUCUCUGCUCAGCCUAAACAGAUCUGUUAUGACACACCUGCAGGCCACAAACUCCGACUCUUUUUGGACAAUUCAUCAGACAUUUCUAUAAAUGGCCAACUCUCAGAUAAUGGCUUUACACUAGUUGCUAUUCAUUAUAAAACAGCAAAACUUCUUGUGAGCCCUGCUGAAAGUGUCUACUCUGAUGGUGAGAACAGUGUGAAGUUCGUGUGGGGACAGCCCAGCAGUCAUGAGUCGGAGAACAUAACAAUAUUUCAAAGCAGCAACGAAUUAGACAUCACCAUGGGAACUGUGAGUGUUGUUCUCCUCAUUCAUAGGAACAGUGGAAAUGAUUUUCUGUGGCCUGUUGUUCAACAACAAGGAAAACAUGCUAACAUUAGAGGCAUUCUGGGAAAAGCUGAUCUUCAGUAUGAGGAGCUCCCAGGAUCAAAACUGAAAAUCAAGGACCAGGAAGUUGAAGCUCCCCAGAGUUCUGCCAUCGACUACAGAUUUUCUGCUGCCCCUAGGGUGAAUUGCUGGCUUGUACCAUUCCAGUCUGCCCUGCAGGGGGAGCUGUCUGACUUCACUGUCUCACAGCUGUAGAAUUCCAUGUGAAAUAUGUGAAUCUUAUUUUCAGCUUGUCCUAACUGCAACACUGCAGUCUUCUAGCUCCUGAUGGCAUGCUUGAAUA